Molecule: messenger RNA, 905 nt
Organism: Trichechus manatus latirostris (Florida manatee)
Lineage: Eukaryota; Metazoa; Chordata; Mammalia; Sirenia; Trichechidae
Gene: EGFL7
Product: EGF like domain multiple 7
Exons: 8
Coding region: 1-831 (276 amino acids)
Biological process (GO): anatomical structure development
Cellular component (GO): extracellular region; cell surface
Molecular function (GO): signaling receptor binding; calcium ion binding
Source: RefSeq, a predicted model, not a curated record
AUGGCCGCGUGGGGCUCCCGGGAGCUGCUCCUGGUGUGGCUCCUGGUGCUGGCCGCGGGUGGCACGGACCACGUCUACCGCCCCGGCCGAAGAGUGUGCGCAGUCGGGGCUCCCAGGGGUGCGGUUUCUGAGUCCUUUGUGCAGCGGGUGUACCAGCCCUUCCUCACCACCUGCGACGGGCACCGGGCCUGCAGCACCUACCGGAUCAUCUACAGGACUGCCUACCGCCGCAGUCCUGGGCCAGCCCCAGCCAGACUGCGCUAUGCCUGCUGUCCCGGCUGGAAAAGGACCAGUGGGCUCCCCGGGGCCUGUGGAGCAGCAAUAUGCCAGCCACCAUGCCAGAAUGGAGGGAGCUGUGUCCAGCCAGGCCGAUGUCACUGCCCUGCCGGGUGGCAGGGGCAUACCUGCCAGACAGAUGUGGAUGAGUGUCGCUGGGGACGAGGCGGCUGUCACCAGCACUGUGUCAACACUGCAGGCAGCUACUGGUGCCAAUGCCGGGCGGGGCACCGCCUGUCCGCAGACGGGACGCUCUGCCUGCCCAUGACAGGGCCCCCCACGGUGGUCCCCAGCCCCACACCAGGCGUGGACCGUGAGGUGGAGCAGGAAGUGCAAAGCUUACGGUCCAGGGUGGCCGUGCUGGAGCAGAAGCUACAGCUGAUGCUGGCCCCCCUGCACAGCCUGGCCUCGCGGGCCCUAGAGCUUGGGCUCCCGGACCCCGGCAGCCUCCUGGCCCACUCAUUCCGGCAGCUGGAGCGCAUCGACUCCCUGAGCGAGCAAAUCUCCUUCCUGGAGGAGCAGCUGGGGGCCUGCUCCUGUAAAAAGGACCUGUGACCGGCCAGGCCCCCUGAGAAUCAGCCCCAUCUCUGGCUACGAAGAAAACACGUGGGACUGUGUCUCCUCGCCCC